AUGAGCCGUAGAAGGGCCACCUCUAGCUACUCCUUACCGCCCAUCAGUAGAAAUGGCCUUUCUGCUUCGUUUAGGUAAUUGAUUGUUGUUUGCAACUAUAAUAUAUGCAGAGAUAUAAAUGUGAAUAUGAAACGAGGCUGUUUGAUAAAGUUUAUUUUGUUGGUUUUGGGUGAAAGGUAUUCGUAUUUUACUUUCGAUCAAGGAAAUGCUGUUGUUCUAAUAGUUCAGGCAAUUUACAAGUCAAAUCUGUUUUUGAUUUAUCCUUAUUACAACUUAUUUCGUACAAUUUUGGUUGAAAGUUAUGAGGUAUUCUAGAACAGGCCAUUAAAUUAAGUUUUUUGUUAUAGUUGGCAAAUCUCUGAAAGAUCUUUUCGUACAAUCGAUAUCUUUAAGAUACAACGAUCAGAAUCCGCUGACGUCGAUACGUGCCCUCCAGUCCGACCUGAAUCGUGUAGAACGUCGUAGCAAUGACGUCAACAAGGUAAUGUCCGCCUCUUACUUCAACCCCAAAAUGUUUAGUCCCAGUUGGCUUCGGAAGCGAAACUAAUCUUGGAGCGGGCUGAACGGGAAAUUAAUAAGAUUCAGAAACGCCGUACGGAAGCACUGCUUCAGGGCGAUACUAUCAAUUCGGACAGGCUUUCCCGUCUCAUGCAGAGAAUCUACGCCGACGCCGUUAGGUCCGCUCGGGUGGAGAGGGUUCUGGAUGAGGUUACGUAGCUAUUCGAUUAGUACCUAAUACUAAACGUUGUAAACAGUUGAUACGUGCAUUUCGAAACAAAUUCAAAAUAGAUUUCAAAUUUCAAAAAUAGAAAAAUACAAAAACAAAAUUUGUCGUUUUAUUUAUCAGAUGUACCAUUAUCUUUGAUUUGAUCACAAAUGGAUGCAAUACACCUUACUCUUACAGACUUAUUAUGUUAUCUUUUACAGCCAUCACGUCGUCUCCAAAGCUACGAUCGUUAUGACUCCAGGCUUCCGGCUGCUACUGAUCGUUUCAGACGAAGACCCAGAGUUGUAACACCUCCACCAGAUUACUACCGAGAAUACGUAAACGACAGAACCGCUCCUCCAUCGAGCUACACAAACUUCAGAUCUCCAUGGAGAUUAUCGUCACCGCCCGAGAAUCGCGAAGAACGGGGUUUCAGAAGGGCCAGAAACAAAAGCAGGCGACGAGCUCGGACUACAGAACGCCUCCAAUACACCUCCAAUUCAGAAGCCGAGAUAAAGAACAUACGACGGAACAAGCGACUGAAGGAUGUUAAACUACCCAAGACAGCCGAUGUCAUCAAGGAGAUUCCAGUCACAGGACAGAGUCAAUUAUACCCUGUGCCAGAUCCCGGGGAAACCAAGUACAUCUUCAAAAAUUAAAAUUUAAACCUUGUUAUCUAUGAACGUCUAAAAUUAAAUUUCAAACCUUAAACCCCAGUACAAGACGACCCUAUGUUAAUAUAUAAUUUCAGUUUAUGUCCCCAGUGCUACGAACGGAACGAUGCCUUUGCAACAGAAGCCAACCUAAAACAACAUUGGUUGUAUCAAUGUCCUGUUCUGACCGAAUGUGACUUCUGUGAUCAAGUAUUACAUGUGGCAGAGCUGAAUAAUCACCAUAUAAACCUAUGUCAAUUUGUCAACAAGACCAUGUUACCGUGCCCAUUGUGUGGACUAGCGCAGUAUGGUGGAGAGAGUAAUCAUCCUAGAUGUCCAAGUACGUUUCGAUAUUUCUUAUCCUAAACUUAACACAUGGGACACUUCUUAUAUCGUAGUACAUGUCUGAUACUAUGUUACUUUCCCGGUCAAUCCAUUAAUUCUUUUGUUUCUCUUAGUUACCCAAGAACAAACUUUAAAAUGUUGUGACUAACUACCUCAUAAGUUACUUUUGAAUUUUAAGAAGCACACCCGGAGCCGGGCGCAGCCUGGUGUCCCCUGUGUUCGAAGAAUGUAGAAUCCUUUACAUCGCCAGAAUCCUGGAGAAAUCAUUUAAUCGGAAAUUGCUUGAACAAUCCCAGAAUACGAAGCAGAUGGAAUGGCAAGACUGCACCAACGUAAACAAUAUUAUAAUUAAGCUAUAUCAUUAACAACAACGGAAAGUAAUCUAGGUAUUUCAGACAAGGCGCGGCAUUACUAACUGGACUAAACUUGGAUGUAAGUACGAGCUGUAGACUUAUACAACGUAUUUUUGAAGAUAUUGUUGUAGAUACACAUUUAGGAAUAUUAUAAAAAAUUGUUGGAGAAUGAUUAAGUGUACACGCAUAUUGUAGUAGAUAUAUUGGAGUUGACUGUUUUACAAACUGUAUUUACCCGUUUUUCAGCCGUCUUCCAAUAUCCCAGCUGUUCCAAUUAAUCCUGCACCAGUUCCUACUACAUUAGCAACAGUACCAGGCACAGUACCCGUCAAUGGACCUUCCUUCCCACCUUUAUCAACCAAUCCAGGCCAGUUUGGAGCACUUACGACGUUAAACGCAACCCAAGGGCUGACACAAAACCAGCAAGAGACUAGUCCAGUCAAUGGUCAGAACCUGAGGAGUGCUUACCGAAGACUUCAGGAAGAACGGAAGCAAGACUACGAGAAACAACAGGAAAGAGAAGCGGCCGAGGAAGAAGUGAAGGAGGAGGAGGAUCAUUAG
Molecule: messenger RNA, 2618 nt
Organism: Bursaphelenchus okinawaensis
Lineage: Eukaryota; Metazoa; Nematoda; Chromadorea; Rhabditida; Aphelenchoididae
Source: the annotation of a GenBank genome assembly